AAACGAAGGCGAGGCGGAAAUUAAGCGUUUUCAGAGACGGAGCUAGCCGACAAUUGACGGAAGUUCCCGAACACUCGGAAUUCACUGACCGCGUGUGCCCGACGAUGGAAGCUGAAGAUUCGCGUCCCCCUCCCGACCCUUGCUGUGGGCUGUGCCUGGCCAAGAGAGCUCCUUACACCUGCCCGCGCUGCCACCUGCGUUUUUGCUCCGUGCCUUGCUACCGGGAACACGGCUCCUGCGCCCAGGACUUCCACCACCGGGAACUACAAAUCCGGCUCCAGGGCCAGCGGGAGGACCCGGCCUCUCAACGCCGCUUAAGGCAGGCCCUUCUCAGGCUGCAUGAGCUACGUGAGCCCGGGGAUGCGGAUCCCCAGCUAGGCCUCGAUCCCAAUUUGGACCAGGCGGAGUCCGAAGCGCUGUGGGAGCAACUCAGCCCGGACCAAAGAAAGCGUUUCCAGCGGUUGCUGAACAGCGGGGAGAUCUCGGCUCUCUUGCCCCCUUGGAAGCCUUGGUGGACGGGGCGCAGCUGUGGGGCAGCGCUGAUUCAGGAACUAGGGCCAGAGACCCUCCCAAUUCCUUUGCAGCAACAGCAGUCCCCUCAUGGCUCCUUAGCCUUGCAACAGCCUCAGCCUCCGGAGCCUUUGCAGGAGAUCUCCGGCAGCACCCAGAGCCCUGCACAGCCGGCGGAUGCCUCAAGCUCCGUGCCUCCGGUGCCCGCCGUCAUUCCCCCCUUGAGCAGCCUAACGCGGGUGCCCGUCUCGCCCCUGGUUCGCUUCCAGUUGCCCAACGUGCUGUACGCUUAUGCCUAUGCCCUGGCGCUUUACAACGGCGAGGUGGAGGAGGCCCAGCUGCUCCCAGAAUUUUGUGAAACGGUUCUGGACCUCUCGGGUGCUUUGGGAGCCAAGCAGGGCUUCGGGUCCACGGCAGAGGCCCUGCAAGCGGCCCUGCAAGCAAUAACCGUGGGGCGAUACCCCGAAUGCCUAUUGGGGAAUGGCGGGGUGAUGGCAUCGGUGGCCCAGAUCUUAAUGGGGGAAUGCCAAGCCAAGCAAAAGGGGUAUAGCUUGGCAGCCCUCGCCCACCUCUCCCGGUUGCUGAGCAAGGGGAAGAGGCAGGUGCCUGCUGAGGAUCAACCCAGGCUGUACGCAGCAAAGAAAAAGUGCGACUUUAUUUUGUCCUGGGUGAACGAUAAUGAAGGGGCGUUAACCCUCCUGGCCUUGGAGGUGCAAAGAGAAUACAAGGCCCAUCUGGACACCAUCAGGGAGGUGGGAGCUGUCACCCAGGAACUGGAGAAGAUGUGGGGGGCCAAAGUGCCUCCACCCAAAAAGACCUUGAUAGAAGAAUUGGACUGAAGGGCGAGACUGGAGGAGUCUUGGAAUUGGGACACCAGCUGGUCUUGUGUGGAGAGAUGGUUCUCCCUUCUGGAAACCUGCAGGAUUAGGACUUCAGCCAGAAACGGACUCAGUGCCCUGUGGAUGGGACUGAAUUCAGGAUUAGUCACAAGCAGCACAGAAGUCCAAGUGGAAUGGAUUAGCACCCUUUCUCGCAGGGGAGAGAAUACCUUGAAAGAGUUUUGAGAGAUGUGGGGUUUUGAGAGCUGUGGGGAGGAGGGUUGUAAUAAAAUAUCAGCUUGCUUGCCAUGCCA
Heteronotia binoei (common prickly gecko) is the source of this 1642-nucleotide messenger RNA. RefSeq names its product zinc finger HIT-type containing 2 (gene ZNHIT2). NCBI's taxonomy places the organism in Eukaryota, Metazoa, Chordata, Lepidosauria, Squamata, Gekkonidae. The transcript has a single exon. Bases 105 to 1349 code for a protein of 414 amino acids. The record is from RefSeq and is a predicted model, not a curated record.